This is a messenger RNA of Leguminivora glycinivorella, 6637 nucleotides long. RefSeq lists its product as uncharacterized. The transcript is spliced from 6 exons. The record is from RefSeq and is a predicted model, not a curated record. Lineage: Eukaryota; Metazoa; Arthropoda; Insecta; Lepidoptera; Tortricidae. The coding region runs from base 79 to 6492 and encodes 2137 amino acids.
ACCGUUUAUUUAUGAGUAAAUUGCGAUGGUUGUUAAAAUUUGUUCCGGACAAUAUUUCCAAAAUUAUUUAUUAAAAUAAUGGAAGAUGAAGCUGCUACUGGAAGUAACGCAGGUUUAUCAAAAUUGUUAAGCGAUUCGGACGAAAGGCCACGGUCGGCUGUGAACUCAGUGGUACUUGAUUAUUAUAAAAAGUUUGGAAGAAAAAGAGAUUUAGAGCAGUAUUUUUCUUUGACAACGGCCCAGGCCGACAUUAGGGAUCCCAGGAGUUUGUUUUGGCGAAGAAUGAAAGAGCAAAGUGAUACGUCAGACUCUGGUGAAAAGAAGAGUGAAUCUUCAAACGAAAUUUGUAGAAUUUCGAUUAAAUGCUCCAUUCCAGAAAGGUCUGAAAUGGAGAGACAAAUAUCGCAAUCAAAUGAGGAAUCAGAGUCCCCACCGAUUAUCACUGAUGUGUUACCAGCUCCUUCACCUUCUGGAGAUGAAUCUAUUGAUGACAAUCAUUCGCAAAAAUCCGCAGAUGUGACAUUAGACACCUCCACAAACAAGCCGUUAUCGCCAACAAGUAGCAUAACAUCCCAACGGAAACUAGAGUGGGAUUCAUUGGCAGAUGUUGGCUACGGCAAUGAAAGUGACAAGAAAACCUCUGCGUCAAGUCUAAGCACCUUAGAAAGAGAAGUUCUGGCACAAAAACAACACUUUACACUUGACUUUAAACAAAAUAGUGACCUAGGAAUACCUACUGCCCAUUCCACCCCAGUAGACCCAAAUGACAGUAACCCGAAAACCAAAAAGGGUCAGGGGAAGAAAACAAUAUCUAUUUCUAGAAAAGAUGUUGAUCUUGUUGAAGUAAAUGUACCACACAAUAUGGAAAAUGUUCAACCAAUCAAUGUUAACCUGACUAAACAAUUUUCUCUCAAUUUACAAAAAGAUGGUGCAAUGACUAUUGACAAUGUAAAAAAGGAUACUUCUAUUUCACCAGAAAAAAAGGUGGAAACUGAAAAAAAUGCAGGAGUAAAGCUUGAUAAAGAAAUACAAACCUCUUUAUUGAGAUCUAAUGAAAAAGAUAAAGGUUCAAAUGAUCAUUUAGCUUCCACUUCUGCACCCAAAAUUCCGAUUCUCAUAGGCUUAAACACACUGCGACGAAAUCAAAGGCGUAAGAAAAUCAGGAAAUCAAGAACAAAACUGAAAGGUAAACAGAGGCAUAUUAGAAAAAAACAAGUCAUAGUAGAUAAAGAUAAAAGUGGCGAACAAGUAUCAGAAGCAGAAAGUUUUGAAUACAUGCCUGGACACAUGUAUCAUCAAAAUCAAUUGAGAAAACAAGAUUCAAAUAGAUCUAACAACAACAAUAAUAAUGUGGGCAACAAAUCGAGCCUUGAAUCAAGUGCAGUCCACACUACAGAUUCUAGCAAAGAAUCAAAAUAUUCUCUCAGCAAGGACCUUGAUAAAACGUUGAAUGUUCUCAAAUCAACAUUGAAAGACAGAUAUGAUUCUAACUUAAAAAAGAAGCUUGUGACUGAAAUAAUUCAUAGACUUCUUAAGUCUAACUAUGGUGAAGGUGAAACUACACCUGAAUUUUUGUCUGUUUUGAGUUUGACUAAUAAAAAAACUCCUACAACCGGUACAUCAGAAGCAGAUAAUACUGAACAAAAAGUGGUACAUACAAAACCCAAAAAAUCAAUACUUAGAUCAAGUAAAUUUGAUCCUCGAAAUGUAGCCUCCACAUCUCAAAGCGCUCCUAAUCUACCAUCUGUAGUAGAAAGUGAUAAGCCUGUGACAUCUUAUUUAUCAAAAAUACAGUCAUCAACUACUACAGAAACCGACCUAUCUAACAAUUCAGCAAAAGAUGGAACAUCCUCUGAUACAGUAUUUGCUAAAACAUCAUCUCAAGAACUUUAUAAAAAAUACAUUAGUGCUCUAAAAAAAGAAGAGGCAUAUAAACAGCAUCUACGAGAUAAAGAAUUGUUUUUGAAACAAAAACUUGUUAGAACAGAACCUGCGAAAAAAGUACCUGCUCACCUUGAUAUAAACAAGAACAGUUAUUUAAAAGAUCUGAUUAAUGAUCUGACUAGAAACAAUUACGAUGAUGGUUCAGGGGAUGCAAGUAUAUUAGAAGGAGGUAGUUCAAAUUUACAUAUUGUUAGACAGGGAGUUCCUAUAAAACACAGGAGCCAUUCCGUAUUUACUCUGUCUUCUGGCAAUUCUGAUUUGCAAGAUCGGACUUCUAAUGCAAAAAUUAGAAUGCAGAAAAACAGUUCACCUAGAGGUGAACCUAAUUGGGAGAGAAAUGUAGUUGGUGCUUGCAAUAAACCUGCUGUAACAGACAGCUCUGUUCAAGUAAAUAUAAAUGUUCAUGAUAAACCCAUGUCUCCUAAAUUAGUUAAAGAAGAGAAAUACGUUUGCUUAUGCACUGCAAAGACACGAACUUGUCACCAUAGUCCUGACGAAGUUGAAGUAUAUAAAUGCCCUAUAUCAAGGCCAGUGACUAUAUCUAAACCAUGUGUAAGCAACCAACAAUUGUGUGGAGUACAUUCUGCUAGCUCGUCAUUGAAAAAUGAUACGAGUAAAUCUAGCAGUAAACCAAAAACAGAUAAAACUGUUGUUGAAUGUACAAGAUGUGUACAAACUAAAAUGAGCAUUCAUCCUAAAAUUUCCGAUCCUUCAGUGUCAGAUUUAAACAUCAUAGACAGUGCAGAUUGUGUAAAACUUAUUAAUGAACUAUACAGAAAAGUUUCCAAGACAAAUACAGAAUGUCGAUGUUCGAAUGAGAAACAGGAUUGCAAUUCGUACACGUGCAAAUCUUCAAAGGAUAACAUGCGUCGUAACGAUGGGAGCGAGCAAGAUAAUCUUGUUGAAGACUUAAACCAAAUGGCGCCUUUGGUAGAUCAAAAACCCGUUGAAGAGAACCUCAUUCAAAGUUGUAUUGGUUGCAAUAAAAAUAUUACAAAACAGCCUGAUAAUGCUGCUGAGAAUAUAGUUAUUCCUAUACAAGGAACUAAUAUGAUGUUGAAAUUGAGCAUAGGUGGAAAUACACUUAAAAUUCAAAAUGAAGAAAUGCCAAAAUCAGUAGUGGACAGUUCCAGUAAUGUUGACACUCUUGACAGAGAAAUGUUCACUGUUAAACAAAAACCCAGUUUAAAAGGUAUGUCUAAUUUACCUGAAUGUCCUGUACCUGUGCAGGCAGAAACUUCAAACGCGGUGUAUCAACCCAAAUGCAAUUUAAAAACAAAUCAGGACAAAAUGUUUUCAGUUCAAGACCCUUUACGUAAUGAUUACAAAACCAAACAUGAAGGUGAGAUACAGAGAAAGAAUAAUUAUGGUAUUUUAACUGAUUCUGGAGCUGCUGGUCGUAGUACAUACCCAAAGAAGGUUCAAAUCCAUGAAAAGAAACCUCUGUUACGCUCUAACACUGAUACAGGGAAUCUAGGAGCGUGUUCCGGUAUGCAAACAGAAACCAUUUUCACCAAAGAUGAAGAAAUUCAUGCUUAUUUUAAAACACCAUCUGAUCAAGAUUUCUCAAUAAAAUCCACGCAAUCCAAAACCACGGAUGACAAUGGAUCGCGAUCACAAUCGAUUAAGAGUACACCUUGUCAGAGUCAAUCCGAAAGUUCAAAAUCCAGUACUGAAGCAAAAUUCCAUAGCUUUAACACUUCUAAAAAUAAAUAUUCAGCUGAAUGGCGGAAGUUAAAGGACCAACAGGGCUACGAUGCUUUAACCGAUGAAGGAAAACCUAAAGAUCUUAUCUUAGAAGCUAUUAAGGAUAUUACUAAUCGGUAUACGAAAAGGGAUACAGACAAGCAUAGUAAGAAGAAAUGUUUUAAAGAAAUCAUGAAUGCAUUGAGCUAUCUUUUAGAUACUGAUGACAGUGGUGAUGGAGACCAAGAGUUUUCUCAAAGUUCUAAAGAUUUUCAUAAAAACGUAGAGAGAACUAAAGAAAAAAAUGAUAACAUCCCAGAUUUUACUGCGCAAAAAAGUAAUACUUAUGAGAGAAAUAUGAAAGUAGAAAGUUUUAACCGCGAGAGCAAACAGAGCAGGCGUUUUAGCGAGGCAAGUGGAAUCGCCGACCUAGAGAAUCUUAAAACUAAGCAGGCACCUGUUAAGUUUACUUGUAACAAAGGAUGUGGGUGUGAUGGUACUUCGGAAUGCAUUGACUGCUCGGGCCCUUUGAAAACUAGCGCGGCCGAUGGUAGCAGAAAAUCUCCGAGGUCAGGAAAGAGUUCAAAAAUCGUAAAUGAUGCAAGUCGUAAAAAUGUUCCUUGCUCUACAGAAGUUGAACCAAUUAAAUCUGUUCAAGAAGCCUACAGAUUCGAAGAUGCUAAAGGCAAGUCUGAGGUCAAGGAAUCUUGUGCAUAUGAUUCUUCCAAAUUCAUAAAAGGCAUUGGAAAGGCACCAAAUCAUGUAAAAACUUGUGAUGUGGGUUGCGGGUGUGAUAGUUCCUCAGAAUGCAAAGAUUGUGAAAAAAGUGACUCUCCUACACAUGGUGAGAGCACUAGAUGUGACAGAGAAUUUGCAAGAUCUAAGAAUGCAGAAUCUAGGGGCAAUACACCAAGAGAAAUGAAAAAAACAUGCGAUAAAGGUUGUGGUUGCGACGGUUCUUCAGAAUGCAAGGAUUGUAUGGAGUCCCAUUCUCCGAAAUACAAAAAUAUAUGCGACGAAUCAGAAAAACCUAAAAAUAAACAAGUUCGAUGCGGUUCACCAAAGAAAACAAAGAAAACUUGCGAUAAAAGUAGUUGUGGUGAUAAUUCCUCAGAGUGUAAUGACACUUACCACUCUCCAAAAUCAGGAUCUGGAGAGUGUGGAAAAGAAUCUAGAAGACCUAGAAAUGUAGAUAGAUGUACGUCACCCAGAAAAACAGAAACCUGUGACAGAGGAUGCGGCUGUGAUGCCUCAUCAGAGUGUAGUAAAUGUGUUGAAAUCCAGUCUCCGAAACGUGCCGUUGCAAAGUGUAGAAAAGUAUCUGUAAAACCUAAGAAACAAGAGAGAUGCACUUCACCAAAGAAAAUAGAAACUUCUGAGAAGGGAUGCGGAUGUUACGGGUCAGAUUGUGACGAAUGUAUCGAAUCCAUGCCUCUAAAAUGCAGAACUGACGGUAAAGAAUCUAAACUUAAAAAACAAAGUAGAUGCACUUCACCAAAGAAAAUAGAAACUUCCGAAAAGGGGUGCGGAUGUAACGGCUCCGAUUGUGACGAAUGUAUCGAAUCCCUACCUCUAAAAUGCAGAACUGACGCUAAAGAAUCUAAGCUUAAACAAAGCAAAUGCACUUCACCUCGAAAACCAGAAGCCAUAGAAACACGUUGCAUGUAUAGUAGUUUAUCGGAGCGCGAAUAUUUAUCGAGGCCUAGACAAAGCAGAUGUAACUCACCCAAAAAACUACGAGCAACGUGUGAUAGAAGUUGUGGAUGCGACGGUACAUCAGAGUGCAAAGACUGCAGUCACAAAACAGGUAAAUGCGAUAAAGAAAGGAACAAAAGACAAGACGCCAAGAAAUUCGUCAAUAAAUGCGUGCAGUCUACCGUAAGACGAGUAAAGUCUCUAUACUCUCAUCACUGUGACGAUUCUUCUGAUAUUCCGGUUUCAACAGAUCCACCAUGUUGUUCUACUGACUCCCCAACUACGAAACUUGUACAUAAGAUAAAAAAGGAAUGCGAGAAAUAUCAAAAGCGCUGCAAAGCUUGUAAGAAAUGUGAAGCCUCCAGCACUACAACGGUAAGUUGUGAUCAUUGUAGACGCGAAAAGCCCCACCAUAGACAUAGAUGCAGACAUAGAAGUAAAUCUACGGAAAAGAUUAAAAAGAAAUGUGUUGCGUACAAUUUAAUCGUACAAACGUCUGAUAGUUUGAUAAGUGAGGAGGCAGUUUUUGAACGAUAUCGCCCAUUGCAGAAUGUUAUUGUGAGAGUCCCGAAAUAUAAGAAUGCGAAUGUGCCUUUCAAAGAAGCUUGUGCUAAAAUUGAGCAGAAAUUGCCGUAUUGUGAUACACGCUUUGAGCCCAAAGGGAGAUCUCAGAGCUGGCCCAAUGAAUGUGGAAUUUCUAGUACGGAUGACGUAAAAAUAGCAAAUGCGUGCACAGUAAGGGAUUACUUGGAGCAAAAUCGUCCUGACUUUGUAAAUAGCUGCGAAACUCGACAGAAUUGUAUAAGGAUGACAAGCGAGUCUAGAGCCAAGGAACGCUCGAAACUGCGAGAACAACUGGUGGGACUGGAGUCCUUGCCGACAUUGAACGACGAAGAGAUAAUAUAUCUGGCGAAGCAACUUGGCUUUAGACGUAGGCGACGUAAGUCACUGCAACAGAAUAUAAUGAGCGAAAGAGAAAUGAAGAAACAUUCAGAGAAGAUAUACAAAUCGCUACCUGAAGUAGUACAAAAGAAAGAAGAGGCUAAAAAGGAGAAUAUUAAGAAAACAAAUUUGCUGAUGGCGAACAUUUUUAAAAAGAAUCUCCAGAAGAAAGUACUAAGCGGUGAUGUAAACAUAUCGAACUACAGCCAAGUUGUGAAAAUUUGACAUAAAGUAAGAUUGUUAUAUUUAAAAUAUUUAAAUGAUUCUUGAAACGGACAUUAUUAUAUCGUUUUUAUGGUGUGUAUUUUAUACAAUGUGUUGCAUUGGUUCUAUAUUUGACGUUUGAUAAAUAAAUUGUUUCAGAAUUUGA